UUUGAGAUUUCAAUAGAGGCAAACUUCUGCAGAAAGUGAAAACUUAAAUAUGAACCAUGCCUCAAUUUGUCCAUUUUACUAGUUCUGUUGUACUCCUAUGUGUCUACAAAAAUGAAGCCUACCUUAAGAAAUUAUUAUCCUCUUGUUUUCUUUGGGUCAUUAUUCUGUCUCUUUAUGGCCAGAUUUGGUGCUGAAAGUGACAUUUAUUGCUUGCAAACUAUCAAGAACAUGGACACUUCUGAUCUCUUAUCUAGCUGGGAUUUCGAGAGCAACACCGAGCGUGGCAUAUGCAGAUUCGGCGGUGUUGAAUGCAGCAGCAACUAUGUGGAAGAUAGAGUAAUCGGUAUAUGGCUAUCUAACAUGGGGCUGAAGGGUCAGUUUCCUCGUUGCAUCGAGGAUUUCAUAUGGUUGCAGACUCUGAUCCUCUCACACAACGACCUUUCUGGAUAUAUCCCAAACGAUAUAUCAGCCAAGCUGCCAUAUCUGACCACACUUUAUCUCUCAAAUAACUAUUUCUCUGGUGAAAUUCCAAAGGGUAUUGCCAAUUUGUCAGGCUUAAUUACCCUUCUACUUGAUGGCAACCGGUUAACAGGCCAAAUCCCACAAGAUCUUGGGUUGCUUCCCAGGCUGAGAGAUUUCAGUGUUGCAAAUAACUUGUUGGAAGGGUCAGUGCCUGUUUUUGUGAACAAUCUUAAUGUGAGUUUGAGCUAUGCAAAUAAUAGUGGACUCUGUGGGGGAAUACUAGGAAACUGUGAUGAGAGCUUGUUUGAAUUCAAAAAGAGGAGGAGUAACGCUAUUCAUCCCCUAGUCAAGAAGCAGAACACUGAACAAGAAGCUGAAUUGCUACCACUGGCCUUUCAUGAGCAAGGAAGCAAAGAGCUAUCAAUAUUGUUGGAGAGAUUUAUUUCUAGAAUGAGCUUCAAGGAAUUAUGCAAGGCAACCGAUUACUUUUGCAUUGAUAACGUGUUGGGGAUAGGAAAGACAGGGAUUAUGUACAAGGCAAAGGUAUCAAAUAGUUGUAUUCUGGCAGUUAAGAGACUGUAUGAUGCUGAUAAGUACAAGUGGAAAUUCUUACUUGAAAUAAUGAUUCCGGGAAGACACAGGCACAGAAACAUAGUUCUACCGCAUGGAUUCUGCAUAGAGAAACAUGAAAGGGUUUUGGUGUAUGAGUACAUCUCUAAUGGAAGACUCAGUGAUUGGUUACAAUCUGACGAGGGACAUCAACCAACAAAAUUAGAAUGGUCCGAGAGGAUUCACAUUGCACUUGGGAUUGCAAGAGGUUUAUCUUGGCUCCACAAAAGGUGCAACAUAGUCCACCUCUAUUUAGAUUCGGAGUGUGUCUUGCUGGACAAGUACUUUGAGCCAAAAAUUUCGAAUUUUGGCAAGGCGAAAUUCCUAAACCAGACUGUUGAAGAUCAUGUGAGGAUGAAAUUCUUUUUGGUUGAUAGACUUGGAGUGAAGGGUUAUGCUGAGAAGGAUGUCUAUGAUUUUGGAAUAAUCCUUUUUGAACUUUUAACGGGGAAAAGACUAAGUCCAUCCACUGAUUCUUCUGACAGUAUUAAUUGCCAUUUGAUGAAGUAUAUCAGUAAGAACUUCUUCACUGAUCCUGCUGACUUUUAUGAUGCCAUUGACGAUUCUAUAAUGGGGAAGGGUUUUGAUGAUAAAAUCCUACGUCUUCUUGAAGUUGCAUGUGACUGUGUUAAGACAUCUCUAAAGCAAAGGCCAAAGAUGGUUGACAUUCACCAAACUAUAAGAGCUAUGUGGGAGGGCUACAAACCCUGCUUUCAUUCUGAAAGUCUGACAGUAAAAAUAAAAUAA
Messenger RNA from Vigna umbellata (rice bean), 1818 nucleotides. The record is from RefSeq and is a predicted model, not a curated record. NCBI's taxonomy places the organism in Eukaryota, Viridiplantae, Streptophyta, Magnoliopsida, Fabales, Fabaceae.